Trypanosoma grayi is the source of this 2130-nucleotide messenger RNA. Its product is annotated as calpain-like cysteine peptidase. The record is from RefSeq and is a predicted model, not a curated record. The transcript has a single exon. Bases 1 to 2130 code for a protein of 709 amino acids. Gene Ontology annotation, molecular function: calcium-dependent cysteine-type endopeptidase activity. Gene Ontology annotation, biological process: proteolysis. Lineage: Eukaryota; Euglenozoa; Kinetoplastea; Trypanosomatida; Trypanosomatidae.
AUGCCGUGUUGCUGCUGCACGGGCAGGGACACGAAGGAAAAGUACGUCCUCCGCCAGGGCGACAAGGACACGAAGCCUGUGAAGAAGACCCGCAAGUUUAAAUUCGGCGGCCCGACCCACCGCGGCAGUGCCUACGCCCUCCUGGACGAUGGCAACUUCUACCGCGUGGAGGAUGGCAAGCAGUGGCUCCUCUACAACGACACUUUGUCGUGCGAGAUGCACCUUACGAUGAGGUUUUCUGCUGACACAAGGAUUGAGGCGGGGAAGCGCACACAGCUGAAGAUCGAAGGCAAGGAACGUGUAGCCACGAUUGUUGUCUACCCGCUGGAAACGUUGCCGUUCCUCAAGUUUGACACAAGCAAGGUGGACUACCUCAAAUCCCGGUCGCUGGCGCGUCCGCUCACGCAGGAGUAUUUGAAGAAGGUCAAUGCCGAGACGAACGCGAAGCUGCAACGCGAGAGGCGUGAAGUAUCCCGCAUCUGCUCGCACAGUUACUCAGAGGAGGAGCUGCUGCACAAGUGCCGCCACACGAAGAACACAAUGUACGUUGAUCUGAAGUUUUCACCAUGUGCGUUGUCCCUGCAACGGCCCACCGACAAGAAGAAGGUCGUCAACGUCCCAAAUAUCGUGUGGAAACGCACCGCUGACUAUAUUCCGGCAGAUCGUCACAAAGACAUUCAACUCUUUCGCGACGGAAUUGACCCGGAGGACAUCGAUCAGGGACAACUUGGCGACUGCUGGCUGAUGUGCGCACUGAGCGUUAUUGCAGGGCGGCCGUCCAUCGUGAAAGGCAUCUUUCGGCACCCCGUCUCGUCGAGCAAGGCGAAGAAGGAGCAGAAGUGCGGCGCCUACCGAGUCACAGUCAACAAGCAUGGCUGGUGGGAGAACGUCAUUGUCGACAGCUACCUCCCUACCAUGAAUUGCCAACCGCUCUUCGCCAGGUGCUCGCGUGACCCAUGCGAGUUGUGGGUCUCGUUCGUGGAAAAGGCGUACGCGAAGCUGCAUGGGUCCUACGCCGGUAUUAUUGGUGGUGACGCGCUGUUUGCGCUGCAGGACUUCACAGGGUUUCCGGUUCUCUCCUUCGAGGCGGUGUGGUCCAAGGCGGCGCGCAACUCGGACGCCGCCUCAGCCUUCUUCAAGUCGCUGCGGCGCUACCAGGAGAAGGGCUACAUGAUCACCAUUGGCACGCCUGGAAAGGACACCAGCGCAUACACUGGCCAGCAACAGUCAGGGAAGGGCAGCAACGGCGCAAUGCAGGACCGUUACAAGAGGGCGGGCCUCGGAAUGGGGCACGCGUACUCCGUGCUGGACGUUCGGCAGUUCUCCCUGCCGAGUAUCAAGCUGCUAAAGGUGCGGAACCCGUGGGGCGGCAACGGUGUUGAGUGGACCGGCGCGUGGAGUGACAAGAGCGACAAGUGGAAGAGUCACCCGCUUGUUCGCCGUGCGUGCAAGCCGUCGAAGAAGAACGACGGCACCUUCUGGAUGGAGUGGGAAGACAUUGUGAGGUACUUCGACGGUGGCGGUGUGUGCAUGGUGCGGAAGAACUGGCACGACUACCGCGUUCGUGGCGUCUUUCUUGGGCUGACGCCGAGCGUUGUGCUGGAGGUGGUGGUGACCCGCAAAGUCAAGGUGGUGUUGGUGCUGUCGCAGCAGGACCGCCGCGCGCUGCAUCCCGACGACCCCAACGCACUCUACAAGGGCCUCCUCCUCAGCGUCGGUGCCUACUCGCGGGAGAAGCAGCGCCACGUGCUACACGCCAACAGCUCAGCGGACCCCGAGGAGCCGUCGCCGGAGACGUUCACCUUCACCAUCAGCCGCGACAUCGGCAUGGAGCUGACGCUGCUUCCGCAGCACUCGCCCUACUACAUCAUCCCGCGCGUCAUGGCGAACAAGCCAGAGACGCCGAAAAAGUUUACGCUGGGCCUCCUCAGCCCGUGCAAGGUAGGCAGUGGCGGUUUGGCAGUGAACUUCAAGAAGCUGCCGCCCACGCACGACGCCUUUAAGAACCGCCGCGACUACACCACUCUGGAGGCAGCGCCGCUGCACGUAGAGUUUCAGCACAAAAAGCCCGGUAAGUGCGCUGUGCUGCGCGGGGGCGACAGUAUCCAGAACUCCAAGAAGAUUCAGUAG